Messenger RNA from Fusarium sp. VM40, 2106 nucleotides. The record is from the annotation of a GenBank genome assembly. NCBI's taxonomy places the organism in Eukaryota, Fungi, Ascomycota, Sordariomycetes, Hypocreales, Nectriaceae.
AUGUUACACAUAACAAGCAGUUCGUCGCCGGUUGGCUCCGCGGUGUUCUCAUGUAUCGCUCUCGUCAUCAUAUCUCUCGUCGUUCUCCUAAUUCUACGAUACUACCUCCCUCUCCGAACAACCCCGGCUUUUUAUCUCAUCCCCAUCUUCUUCGCCCUCUGGCUACCUACCAUCGUCGUAAUCCUCGUUCCCGUCGAUCUUGCCUCGAGCGCAGUAACUGGCGAUGAGGCUACACGGGGGAUAUGGCUCCCUGAGCGGGUCAUCUUGGUUUCAUGGCGCAUUUCAUACUGGUUGACUUUCGCUUUGACUUGGUUUAUACUCCCACUUCUUGCCGAAUACUCCGACUCUGGAUACCGAGAACCAUAUGACAAAUUUAUGUACUCAGUUCGCAGUAAUGCGCAGUUCCACGCCAUUGUCUUGGGCUUUUCAUCCAUCGGACUCGUCUAUUUCUACGUCUCCUCCGGGUUCAGUUUCAAGGUCAACGCCUUCAAAGGCACCAUCAUGGCCCUCGCAUACUGUUGGGGAUUGAUACUCGCGAUUUAUCUCAUGGGUCACGGCCUGGUAUCGAUACCCCGACGCCUCAUGCGCGGCGCAAGCAUUAGCGGACGAUUGCGACGACUCCAGAGCAAGGCGCCCAAGGUUUACGAAGAGAUGGAGGAUUCGAUCACGAAACUCGAGGAUAUAGAGGCUCAUGUUGCUGAGCUGGGACGCCGCAAGACAGGAAGCGCAAACGCAUACCGGGACUGGAUCGAAGAACUACAAGAAAUGGCCAACAUCCCCGAGUCCCAAACCCAAAGCACGCGAUUUGGUCCAAGCUCCGACAACAACAUCAUUCCACAUGUCAUCACUCAAAAGUAUCUCGCCGAUCUCACUAGAAAGUACGUGCGCGCGAAACACGCUCGAUCUCGAUAUGUGAACGCCUGGAGCGACCUCGUCCAAGAAGCGGCCGAAACGCAGGCGAUCCUGGACUCUGCGGCGUCGAAAAAGCUUGAAUUUAACGAUGUAUCGCCCCAUGCUACCUUUUGGGAAAAGACCGUUAUUUUGACACCAUACACCCGAUAUGUGUACUACUACCAGGUGUUACCUUAUGCCCAAGUCCUUCUUGGCUUGUUCUUGGCGGCAGCCUCCGCUUGUAUUGUAUGGUCCGAGGUUGUCAAGGUUGCAUUCCCCAAGCUUUCGGUCAUCAGACUGACAGUGGUACAUCAUUGGGUCGGCGACAAGCCCGAAGUCGGUUUCGCUGGUCAGGCAAUCUCAUCGUUCUGGAUUUGCUACAUGUGUGCAGCCGCACUUACAUCCAUGACGGAAGUCAAGGUCUGGCGUGGCCGAGCGCUCGUUCGCCGCAACACAGCCCAUGAAUCAGCUUUCUGGUACGCCAUGCAGGUGGCUAAGCUGACCAUUCCCAUCUCUUACAAUUAUAUCACCUUCCUGUCAAGUCAGGUUUACAAGAAGACAGUCUUCUAUCACUUUCUUGGUCAACUCAUCAACUUUACACCUCUCGGUCACUGGUUUGAUGAUCUCUUCCCUGUCGUCGUGCUCUUUCCGGUCUUUGCUACCCUAUUCGGCAUUUACGGCAGAGUCAAGCGAAUCUUUGUUGGUAUGGAUGUGAUGGAUGACGAGGAGGAGAAUGGUACCACCUACGGCACUGGCUCUUGGCGUGAAGGCCGAGACCUUAUCUCUCGUGAACUUGGUGGAAACACCCUCUUCCAUCGCAGGGAAGACGCUCUCUCGAGAAUAGGAGCUUCGGGAGCAGGCAGCAGAUCAGCCCCUGUCCUUUCAAUUCCCUCUUCCCGAGGUGCUUCAACAUCGCCUGCUCGAUCCCCUAUUCGACCUUCAGCUACAAACCCCCGUCGUGGCCCUGAGCAUCGUUACGGUCCGAACUGGAACGACGAAACGCCAGAAGAUGACAACCUCUUCCAAAUCAUUGGUCACCGCAUGAAGAACACCAUGGACGGCAUCGAAACUCCCAAGUGGUUCAGCGACAUCAAGAAGCCGAAGUGGAUGGGUGGUGACGAUGAGGGCCCUGCUGCGGGUGCUGGAUCAUCUAGCUCUGGGCCAGAUUUCCGCAGGUGGUUUGGCGGUUCUAGCGAAGGCCAAAUUCGUAUUUAA